Empidonax traillii (willow flycatcher) is the source of this 2135-nucleotide messenger RNA. RefSeq names its product single-pass membrane protein with coiled-coil domains 3 (gene SMCO3). The transcript has 3 exons. Bases 1117 to 1794 code for a protein of 225 amino acids. The record is from RefSeq and is a predicted model, not a curated record. Lineage: Eukaryota; Metazoa; Chordata; Aves; Passeriformes; Tyrannidae.
CAAUUCAAUUCAAUUCAGUCCAAUAUCAGAAGAUAUUCAGGACUACAUGACAUUCUCAGUUAAAAAUCAGGAGUCACUAUUAAUUGAAGAUUCCAGAAAGGUAGUAGUUAAAUCAUUUAGUGUUCUCUCUCAGCUCAUCUUCUGAUGCCUACAGCUCUGACAAGAGAAUUUGGCACAGUAUUCAUAUGAGUUGAAUACAGCAGCUUAGCUUUCAGAUGAAAACAAGUUAGCAUUGCAGAGUAUUCAUUUUAUGCUUGAUCUUAUGCUUUCAUCUGAGAACUCAACCAUUCUCUACAGGGGAAGCAGUAUUCAUGACCAGACCCUGAGGGCUGCAGGUUCACCUUUCUAAGGAUCAGAGUAUGAAAGAUGUUUUGUUUGGUUGAACACAGAAGUGCAAGCUUGUCUUGCUGGGACAGACAAAGCCUGUUUUCAGUGUCUGUGGUAUCUAUUUUUCUGGUUUUGUGUGGCUGUUCAGCUUUUCUUCCGUAAUUCAUGGGUAUAAAAAAACAGUCGUUGUAAAAACUCAUUAUUUCAAGGCAUAGUUGCAAACAUUAAUGUUUAUAUUUCUAAAAAAUAGAAAUUUAUAAAUCCCAGUGAAAAACUUAAUACUGUAUCUAUUUGAACAAAAAGUGCUGUCCUACACCAUUUGUGUUCUGAGAACAGAAAGUAAUACCACCCCCUUUCAGCCAUUUCUGGAUGUACCUGUGAUGCUACCUCUGUUGCGGGCAGGAGGGAUUUGUGCUGUAUCCAUUCCCUCCAGGAACAGAAGGUCUCUGGAGGAUCUAACAAUUGGGAACUGGCUUUAAGUAAACUGAAUUCUGUUAAAAUUGGAAGGAAAGGGAAAGGAGGAAGAAAAUGAGAUGAAUCUGGGUAAACAUCACACAAUAGAAUUAAUGACAAGCGGGCAGGCAACAGGAUGGAGCUGAAGCCCAGCCUCCGUAUCCCUAACUCAUCACAUGCUGCUGGAAAACACCAGAUGAACACAGGGGAAAGAGGCUGAAGUUACUGUCCCAUACACAUUUCAGCAGGAGCAAUCAGACAAAAUCAGCUUGAAGAAAAAGAUGUGUUAAAGAGUUUAUUUUCUUGACAGAGCUACAAGUAGCCUUUUUCUGAAGAAUGGCAUUGAGCGACCUCCUUUACCCAGACAAUCCCAAGAGAAAGCAAGAAUUGAUCAAUUUGCAUCAGGAAUUGCUUGAGUGCAUGUCUACAAAUUUCCGUGCAACAAAUGAGCUGGUUGGAGUGCUGAAUGAACACCUGGGAUGCACCAUUACCCACAUCCAGAUGAGAGAGAGCAGCACUGUCAAGGAAAACUGUGACAUUAUCAUUCAAGUGAUGAGUGAGAUUCAGCAUCAGGUACAGAAGAUUGAUAGUGACAUGAAGGAAAAACUCGAGCCAGUGCUGUACCAGAAGCUAUAUGACAUCAAAGAGCCUGAGUUGGAGAAAAUUGCAAUAGCCCAGAAAGUUUUUUCCAUUAUUCUUGGAGAAGCAACUUCAACAGCUGGGAUGGUAGCUAUCAAAAUUCUUGGCUCCAAUCUUUUAACUUUCACUGUGAGUAAGCUCAUCAGUCUCCUUGCACAGAUUGGGGCAUCUGUUCUUGGGGGAAUUAGCAUUACCAUUAUUGGCCUUGGCAUUGAAAUGAUCCUCCAUGCCAUCCUGGGAGCUGUGGAGAGGAAUCAGCUUCUGACAGCUGUGAGAAGCUACGAGAAGCACCUGGCUGAGUUUAAAGCAGCCUCAGAAAAGUACCAGCGUGCCAUACAUGAAGUGACUUCUUUGGUGAGACAACAAGCUCAGUGAGUGGAUUCAUAGUUCUCUCUUCUCCCGUGACAGUGGCUACAGCAGCUAUGCCUGAAGUAACCUUUUUGAUUCAUUAUGGCAAAUGAACUACUGAUGCCUUUUUUUCUCUUAUUAGUGGCCUCAGAGCAAGAGAUGUGACAAUUCUGAGAACUGGCAAUGAUAUAUAUUAAUUGGAAACUGGCUUAUAGGUGUUCCUGGGAGGCAGCGUUUCAAAUUCUUUGUACCUUUCCUUCACUAUUUUCUGGAAUGCAUUGUAGAUAACCUUCAACUGUAAUUCAUUCUAGUGACGAUAAUACUCACUGCUGGAGCAGUGGGGGGAGGUGUGAUUUUGCUCUAUGUUU